This is a messenger RNA of Dendrobium catenatum, 1010 nucleotides long. RefSeq lists its product as uncharacterized. The transcript has a single exon. NCBI's taxonomy places the organism in Eukaryota, Viridiplantae, Streptophyta, Magnoliopsida, Asparagales, Orchidaceae. The record is from RefSeq and is a predicted model, not a curated record. Gene Ontology annotation, biological process: tetrapyrrole biosynthetic process. Gene Ontology annotation, molecular function: uroporphyrinogen-III synthase activity. The annotation marks the transcript as partial.
AGACCCCUAUACUCUUCUAUAUUAUGGAACUUUGCAACUGUUGCCCUCCGCCUCACACCGGCGGUUACCCUCCGCCUCUCUCGCCACCACGAAAAAUUAUCAAGCAAUUCCACGAUGAUACCAUCAACGGCAGCAAUGCUCUCGCCGCUGCCCAUACUCCCCGUCGUCGCUGUCCAAACCCCCCUCACGGGCUGUAGAGUCGCCUUCACUACUCCUCCGGUUUAUGCGACCAGACUUGCCCGCCUACUCCAUCUCCGCGCUGCCACACCCGUCCCCAUCCCAACCGUCGCCGUCGAACCCACACCGCGCACCAUCGCAGCCCUUCGCCGCUUUUUCUCCCCCGAAUCCCUCGAUCGCUUCUCCUCCCUCCUCUUCACCUCCCGCACCGGCAUCACCGCCGUCGACCUAGCCCUAGCGGAUGCUCCAACGCCCCUCGUCGACUCGGACGAGCCCUUCAUUGUUUCAGCACUAGGUCGCGACGUCGAUCUCCUGGACGAGAUUGGACUAAUCCACAAGCUCUGUCGAAACCCUAAUCGGAUUCGUGUGCUGACUCCUGAGGUCGCUUCGCCUUCGGGCCUCGUGGAGGCUAUUGGGGAGGGGUUUGGCCGUAGGGCUCUUUGCCCCGUGCCAGAUGUGAUUGAUUUGGAGGAGCCAUCGGUUGUGCCGGACUUUUUGAAAGGGUUGGAGGCCCGCGGCUGGGCUCCAGUUAGGGUUUCUGCUUACGAGACAAGGUGGGCGGGGUUAGGAUGCGUGGAUGAAUUAAUGCGGGGGAAGUAUGGAGAUUUGGAUGCCAUUGUGUUUACCAGCACGGCAGAGGUGGAGGGCCUGGUGAAAGGUUUGAAGGUGUUGGGGUGGACUUGGGGCGCAUUGAGAGAGAGAUGGCCGGAUAUGGUGGUGGCGGCUCAUGGACCGGUGACUGCAAAGGGGGCGGAGAAGUUUGGGGUCGUUGUUGAUGUGGUUAGCUCUAGUUUUAGUAGCUUUGAUGGAGUUCUUGACGCUCUUGCUCGGAG